AUGCUGAAAUCCCUUGCCUUCCCGUCGUCCUUUGUAUUGCCAAAUAUUUGCAAUAUCACUGGGACUGCCUUCGAGCUUAAGGAGAACCAGAACAGGGAAUCCGCAAACAGGUCCGCUCUCGCCUGGUUUGAGAAGUACAAUAUUUAUGACAGAGAACAGGCCGAAACAUUUCUCAAUUCUGGUCGAUUUGAUGUCUUCGCAGCUCUGAGCUUCCCUGAGGCGGAUCUGUUGCAUUUAGAAACCUGCUUGUGCUUCUUCCUUUGGGCCUUCUCCAAUGACGAUCUGUCAGACGAAGGAGACUUCCAGAGAAGCCCUGAGGAUAUCCAGAAUGGUCACAACGUGUCUAUGAAGAUCCUGUACGAUGCCGAUGCGGAGCAGCCCACCUAUCCUUACGCUGCUAUGCUUUGGGACUUGCUCAAAAGAAUCCGGAACACAGGGAGAAUGGGAACAUACCACAGAUUCGCACAAGCUUUCAUCGACUUCAGUAGCUCUCAAGUCAAACAGUCUCGCAACCGGAACAUCGACUAUAUCCCACCUAUUCAGGAGUUCAUCUUGAUGCGACGUUGUACCAUCGGUGCUGCCCUCGUACAAGCUAUGGUCGAAUACUCAUUGGAUCUCAAUAUUCCUGACUAUGUCUUUGAUGAUCCGAUCGUCAUCGCCAUGUCGGAAGCCAUAACUGACAUUUUGACCUGGCCUAACGACUUAUGCUCGUUCAAUAAAGAGCAAGCCGACGGAGAUUAUCAGAACUUGGUUUGCGUGUUGCAGUGCGCAAAUGCUAUAGGCCUCCAAGAUGCGAUUAAUAUGCUCACAAACAUGAUUGCUGAUCGCCUCAAAGAAUACUUGACUUUGAAGAAACAGCUUCCCUCCUUCGGGCCCGACAUCGAUGCCGUACUAGCGCGGUAUCAUACUGCCAUGGAGAACUUCACUCAAGGGUGCAUUGUAUGGUAUUAUUCUAGUCCUAGAUAUUUUAGGGGUAUUAACCCCCUUGGAAAGGAAUCCGUCGUAAUUCAACUAUUCGAGAGUUCCGCUUGA
Molecule: messenger RNA, 1032 nt
Organism: Desarmillaria tabescens
Lineage: Eukaryota; Fungi; Basidiomycota; Agaricomycetes; Agaricales; Physalacriaceae
Product: isoprenoid synthase domain-containing protein
Exons: 9
Coding region: 1-1032 (343 amino acids)
Source: RefSeq, a predicted model, not a curated record